This is a messenger RNA of Paramecium sonneborni, 798 nucleotides long. Lineage: Eukaryota; Ciliophora; Oligohymenophorea; Peniculida; Parameciidae. The record is from the annotation of a GenBank genome assembly.
AUGAUGAAUGUCAUCUAAUUCUUCUUCUCAUUAAUCAAUCAUUUAGAAGAUUGCUUCAACCAAUUCUGUCAAAGCACCACUGCUACCUAAUUCAACUUCUGCGAAUUCCACAAAAAAAGAAGCCCAUUAAGAUUUUUUUCAUUUAUUCAUCACUUAUUCAAAACACCCAAUAUUAAGCAAAUCAAAAUUCCUGUUAUCAUUAUAUUAAAUAAUAAAAACGAAUAUUCAAAUUUAUCCAUUAAAUGUUAUCAAAAUUCAAGAUUUUUGUUAAAAAUUUUUUUUUUUAAAUAAAAACAUAAGGAAAAUCAGAUCACAUUUUUUUUUCGAUAAUUUUCAAAAAAUGCGAACGAGUUUUAAAGACACUUUUAGACCAACCCUAACCGUACUUUGAAUAAAAAUAUAUUUUGUAAUUUUAUGUAGAUUUUACCAAUCAGAUAUUGAUUUUCUUAGUGAAAAUCAAAAACCAAUAACUGAAGAAUUAAAAAAAUUUUGAAGAGUUUUUUUAUUUUUGCUCUAUUAGUAGGUGUUUAGUCAAACCCAAUAAGGUGCUUUUAAUUCUUGGCCGAUGUUUUUUUUCAUUUAAUUUUAAUCAAACAGAAUCCAAUAAUUGUACCCAGUGUACUUGGAAUGUAAUUAUUUUAUAAUAACAUGUAGACUUUACCAAACUCAAACCUCGACAUUACUUCUGAUAAUUAAAGAGGGACUGAUUAAUAAUUUUUUCAAAUUGACAAAAUAUCUUGCUAUGUCAUGAUAUAUUAAUAAGAAAUCAAGUAUAUAAAUAGAAUCAGCAUGAUAUGA